Messenger RNA from Ixodes scapularis (black-legged tick), 3864 nucleotides. RefSeq lists its product as uncharacterized. Bases 1531 to 3801 code for a protein of 756 amino acids. Gene Ontology annotation, molecular function: G protein-coupled receptor activity. Gene Ontology annotation, biological process: G protein-coupled receptor signaling pathway; cell surface receptor signaling pathway. NCBI's taxonomy places the organism in Eukaryota, Metazoa, Arthropoda, Arachnida, Ixodida, Ixodidae. The record is from RefSeq and is a predicted model, not a curated record. Gene Ontology annotation, cellular component: membrane. The transcript has 4 exons.
AAGCGGUGCUAUUGCCUUCGGCAAGGAUAUGUAUGUCUUCAACAAGUCGAGAUCGAAACUGCAACUAUGAAGGAGGCAGCGAAGACCAUUCGUCCAGAAUUGGCAAAGUGCGAGCAUUAAGUUAACUUGUAUCGGUGCCAACGUCCCAGCUUUAUCAGCGUCGUCGUGAAACUGAGCAGCAGAGAUAGAGGUAGGCAUAAAUUAGACUGAGGUAGGUAGGGCGUGGAUGCCUAACUACGAUGACGUCACUUCGGAGUGCCAGAGGGAUGCUGGGAGGAAGGUGUCGUGAUCCUGUGUGGUGUGAGUGACACCUUGCGUACUGACUUAUCGCGUCCAAGCGACACAUUCACCGCAAACCAGGGCACAUUGUGGUUGCAAACGAAAUAUCACAAGAGGAUGAACAGAGGUGAUAACAAGUACCGCAUUUGGUUAUGCGUAGAUAAUCGUUGUUGAUGUGCCUAAAGCAGGUUGUUGAGCAUUGAGGUUAUAUUUUACUGAAUUAUCUGUUUGUUAUUUUGUAUCUUACCCAUACGCUUCAAGAACGAACCAGAGUUAUGCGUCAGGACUCAGGGUAAAGUUUUUUUUAGAUUUGACGAAAGAGUUAAGUCGUCCCAGUAAAUUUAGCUUAAAGAUAAAAAAUACACUUUGUUUAACCUGCCAAACAUUUGUAUGUUGUCUCGAAAGAAUGUAUGCAAGCAAGUGUGAUCAUCACCCACUUUCUUUUUAAUUUUCGUCAGGCGUCUCAUGAUGAACCCCUUAAAUUUCCUCUAACAUAGGGGCUUUCGAUAACGGAUCAUAUUUUUUUACUUGCACUUUACUAUCACGACAACCAAGCGGGCCAUUGCAACUGAAGCCACGACAGAGAAAAUCUAACUCCGUGUUAACGCAAGUCGGCGAAGUGAGAAACACGUGGCUCCUUUGAACCGAUAAGACCUUGCGACGCCUUUCUAUCUGAAAGAUAACAGCACCCCACAAAAGAUACAAGUUUACAACGAAAGCUUGUCUUGGACUAUGCAGUGGCCCUAUGCCAACCCCACAAAGACCAAAGAAAAUUAAAAUUCGUGAAAAAUUUGUUUACCCAAUUUACACGCUUUAUUCAAACUAUCCAAUUGUAUCUCUACUGUUGAACCAAUUUCCAGAAUAAUAAUUCAACCCAUAACUUCGGAUGGAAGACAAAAUUUAUUCCCAGAAAAUAAUUUGCCAGUUGGAGUUUAAAGAUUUCUUCUCAAAAUUCUCGGGAAAAAACCUCUAAAUAACAAAAUAAACGUCUUCACUGAUGGCCGUCGUGGGCGGCCUCAUGAGGCAAUCGCACGAAGACUCAUCCCGACGCCGCCUACAACCUAUAGCCGUUCGGCGAAAUAUGGCAGUCCCCGUGGUAAUUGCGCAGUGCGCCCCAUAGUGACCUAGUACAAUAAACACAUCGCUAAGACGGGCGCCGACCCGGGGCCGCAAACCAUAAAGAAAGCCGAACCCGGGCGCCACGAGCGGAGCUCCAAGGCGGUCAGAGCCGACCCAGCCGGAGUUGUAGCCAUGGCCGUUGUUUGGAAGAGCCGUCAACUUCUCUUCUUCACUGCUGUUUCUCUCUGGCUCGUUUGCGGCGCGGGCGCGGCUCACCCCUCCCCAGCAGAGGAAGCGCUUGAGGAUCGCAUACAGGCGGGCAUCGUUGGGGAGGAAUGUUUGGAUCGCUGCGACGCACGGGAUGAAUCUAACGUGACCAUGUGCGCCUGCCGACCUCCUGAAGAGUGUGCCCUCAGGGGAGACUGUUGUGCGGACCGCUACUACGCCGAGCAAGAGAGGCCGAACCUGCAGUGUGUGCCGGCGUUCAACAGAGAAAUCGUGGCCGUCGCGUUGUGCCCCAGCUCGUGGAAGGAGCCGAAGACUCUGCUCUUGUGCGAAGGUGUCCAGAAUAAGAAUUACACUUACCUUCAAUAUAUUCCGGUGCUAAGCAGGAAAUCCAAGCAAGUUUACCGCAACGUCUUUUGCGCGUCGUGCAACGGAGACACAAGCGACCUGUUACCGUGGACGCUGUCGCUCGAAUGCGAAUCGAAGGAAGUCACGCAGGCAUUCUCCGACGGUACUGCCCAAAAAGAAGCAAUUAUGACCUACUCCACUAACUCCAGGUUUCUUUUUGUGAGCUGGAAAAACCACUCAACUCGAUGUCGCAUCCUGGCUCAUGAACUCUUGCCACAAAAUUAUUCCGACGUGCUCGGUCUCACCCCUUGUGUGAUCCAGCCCAUUGUUUGGACGUGUCCCGCAAGCUUCGACGACCCCGUGAUCAGGUCCAAGUGUCACAGCUACACCAGUCUGAUCGAACACUCGAAGACUCAACUGAGGUAUCGAAACUUUCACUGUGCCCUAUGCAACGGCCGCAAACCGAAAGACCUCCGCUGUGGUUUCUUGGAGCCGCGAGGAUCGGAGGUCAAGAUACACGGUUACAUGUCCUACGCCAUCGUGAUGGAUUUCAGCAACUGGAUGGGCGCAGGGGACAGCGACGACAGGCGCGAGAUGGCGUCCGCGCCUCGAUUCAACCGCUGUGGUCGCGAACAAGUUUUCGACCCGCUGACACUCACCUGCCAUCACUCGAGCUGCCCACCGGACGUGUGCCACACGAAGGACUGCGAAUGGACCCGUUUCUCGAGAGACGAUAUUGUUCCCUCUGACCAUGGGAAGUUCUUCAGGAUCCCUAAGAUGGAGCUAACCCUCGACAUCUCCGAUAUGCAAGGAGACAAACUUUCCGAGGACCACGUCUUGGUGUGCCUUCCCCUUCCGAGGAUGAGCGCCCUUCGGCCUACUGCUGGCAUUCAGGACGUGCUCUCGACCGUCGUGCUCCUCAUCUCAGUGAUCUGCCUUGUCCUUCAUGUCGCGGCGUAUGCCCUAGCACCCAAGCUUCGUACCGGUCCCUCGAGACUUCUCCUCUGCCUUGCGGUAUCUGUGCUUGUAGCGCAGGCGAGCUUCGUCGCUGGUGGGAUGCUCUUCAUGCCCAAUACUAAGCUAUGCGCUGCCCUUGGGAUCGUUUCCCACGGAGGGCACCUGGCAGCCUUCUUCUGGAUGAAUGCGAUGGCAGUGGACAUCCAGCGCACGUUCCGCGCUGGUAUCAGGGGUUCGUCUCGCGCCGGCAGCUGGAGAUCCUUCCUGGGCUACUCCCUGUACGCCUGGCUGGGCCCAGUGUUGCUGGUCGCGUCCGCCUCGCUGCUUGACCACCUGCUCCCACAGUCCCCUUUGAGCCCCGCGUACGGACGGCCCUCGUGCUGGCUCAACAGACCGCUCAGCCUGGCGGCCUUCUUCGGGGCGCCAGUGUUGCUGCUCCUGCUCACCAACCUGGUGCUCUUCGCACUCACGGCGCACAGCAUACAGAGAACCGAGCAACAGACCAAGGUGGCUCACCGGCAAAGCCGUCGUCAAGGCGACCAGGUGCGGUUCGUGCUGUACGUCAAGCUGGCGGUCAUGUUCGGGCUGACGUGGGUCUUCGGCUUCGCGGCUGCCAUCAGCGGCAUCAGCUUCCUCUGGUUCCCGUUCAUCGUGCUAUGCGGUCUCCACGGAGCCUUCAUCUUUCUCGCUUUCACCUUCAAGAAGAGUGUAGCCAACAUGGUACUCGAAACGCUGAAAUGCCGAGACAAGACCCGCGACAAGCGCCGUCCUCGCUCGGCGUCGACAAACCUAACCACGCUGCACGCGUCCCUGUCGGCUUCAUCGUCGGCCUUAGCCUCCGUGGCCACUGGCAGGGCCAUGCCGGACGCCCCCAGGCGCUCCUUACCGCAAGCAUUUAUCGACGCCCAAAGACCCCUCCUGCCCAAGGCCUAAAGCGUCAUACGUUGACGCAACACUGCCAGCCUCUGCAAAUAAAAUGCUUCACGGGUCUGUGUA